Messenger RNA from Lingula anatina, 1689 nucleotides. RefSeq lists its product as uncharacterized. The record is from RefSeq and is a predicted model, not a curated record. NCBI's taxonomy places the organism in Eukaryota, Metazoa, Brachiopoda, Lingulata, Lingulida, Lingulidae.
GCAAAAGGAGCCAUCUCUGCCACUCGCGAGGGUAACACCUUACAGAGGUCGUCAAGUUUCAAGCUAGUUCGCAGCUUCUGGCAGUUUUGGGCGUAGAACGACUAGAAGACACGUGACGAUGCAUACACCGUCAGUUGUAUCUACCGUAGCCGUGGUAACGGUGGUUAUCCUGUCGACAAUAGGUAGCGUAGAGUCUGCCAAUAUCACCACGUCACUUACCUGUGCCAACGACAGUAUGCUGGUGAGCUACGUUACAGGCAGCAAUACGUUUAACCCAACAGAAGGGCGAAUCUACGUUGACGGUUUUUACGACGAUGUCAACUGUUUCACUGCUUCGGCACCUUGGGAAUUGAAUGUGACUGUGGGAAAUUGCGGUACAGCGUUUGAAACAGCCUUCACGGUUAUUCUGCUUCACGAUAAAGACUACUACCUGGAAACGAUAGACUCGGCCCAGACUUUUACCUGCAAAGCGUCUUCAUAUGCCACAACGAUGCACAACGUCAGCGCCUACGUGCCGGCCGGUGAGAUCAUCCCUAUAGUCGGCCAAGAAGCGAACGUCCCCGGGUUCGACGUGACCAUUACAUUAAGGUUGAGGAACACAUCGACUGGUACGGAAAUAACACCUUCAAGCCCUGCCGUUAUCUUGGGCGGCAAUGUCACAUUGGAGUUAACGGUGGACCCAUAUGCCCCCGUCAAGAUCCAGGCCGUUCGCUGUUGGGCCGCUGGCAUCGUCACUUCCAAUGGAGUCGAUUCGUGGAAGUACCUGGAUCUCAUCUCCCAAAGUUGCCCCGCCGUUCCGUUCUUCGGCAGACUUCAACAAAACAGCACCUUCCAUUCUUUGACAUCUACCUUCCCAAUGUUUCUCAUGACUCCAAGACACGCUUCCAACAGAACAACCGGUUUCUUCUGCACAGUGAAGGCAUGCGACGUGACCAGCAGCGACUGCAACUAUGUGAAUUGUACGGGUGCUGGAGAGAGUGGACCAAGCUGGGGAAGGAGACGAAGACGUGCUGCCGCCCUUAUGGCAGGAGAUAUCGAAGAUACUGUGUACGACGGCGAUAUGAGCAGUACCGAUGACGAAGAAGAUGAUGGUCUGUAUCACCCAAUGGGCAAAAAUGACGUCGGGAAGGUGGCUUUGGGGUAUUUUCUCACUGUUUACGAUCCAGAAGAAGACAUUAAUGACGUUCAGCUUAUCGAACCUGACGGGCAGCCCCAAUGGCCUGGCGCUGAUUCUUCCCAACCAGGAGACUGGCUGGAACCCGGAGAUGGGCAGAUGUAUAACACGGCAACGGCAGAAUCCACCGAUGAGAUUUGCAUUAACAACUACGUACUCGUCAUAGUGACUGUAUUAAUUGGACUCGUGGUGAUUGCCUUUUGCUGGAUCUCCGUUUGCUUCUUCGCCUAUGUCCGUAAAAGAUCAGCACGUCAACGACAGUCUUCAAAGACGGAGAUUGAGAUGUAAAACCAAUCCUUGCAUCCCCUUCACUGCCUGAAACGCCUAACACAUUAUCAUGCAUUGCUGACUUCUUUAUUUUUUUGAACAGAAACCGGUUAUCAACCGUGCCACUAUUAUACAAUUUACAAUGGUGAUUCGAUUUCUCAUAAUCAUUGACUGAGAUCAAUAGGACGUAUUUAAUGGAAUGUUUCGUGUUUUGUUUUUCAAUAAAUAUUGUUUGCCAAAACAAAUCU